Musa acuminata AAA Group (dessert banana) is the source of this 2544-nucleotide messenger RNA. RefSeq names its product O-fucosyltransferase 7-like. The record is from RefSeq and is a predicted model, not a curated record. NCBI's taxonomy places the organism in Eukaryota, Viridiplantae, Streptophyta, Magnoliopsida, Zingiberales, Musaceae. Gene Ontology annotation, cellular component: cytoplasm.
GAUUGCCCCUCCGUAAGACGCCCAUUGUUGUGUUUGACUGUCUCAAGCAUCAAAUAGAAGCAGAGCUUAGUAGAUGGGCCGGUUCUUAGCUUUCUCAAGUUGGCCUGAUCACUCUAAUUAACUAACUUGUUCUCGAAUAUAACUCACUUUCACUCUCUUAAUGUUCUUUGGUUCGAAUCAGAUCAGAUUUGAAUGGAGAAUUGUAAAGCUACUCACUUUCACUCUCUUAAUGUUUGGAGCUGUCGCUGUCGGUGCGCUGGUGGCCGCCCACGUGUUCCUCCUCCCCUCCGCCGCCGUCCCCGACGCCUUCAAGCUCCCCAAGGCAUCUCCUCAAAUGAGGCUUCUUUACGUUGCUCCAAACCUAAACAUUCCCACAUUUCUGGCUUUCUUGAUUCUUGAAAGGAGAUUAGGUGACGAUUUCUUGAUUCUGUUCUGUGACAUUUGGCCGCCUACACCGGUUAUGUAGGCGUAUAUUUAUGUAUUCUUUAAUCAAUGACUGAAUAUUUUGAUACGCAAAAGCGGAAAAAGAUCCAAUUUUUAGGACUUGGAUUUAUGAUCCUUUGCCCACAUCUAUGAUAUGACCCGAUUUUGUGGUGGUGGUGGUGAUCUUUAGCAACGUGAGAUUGGAUACCGGCGAAAGGCUAACGAGCUCGGCUGGACCCAGGAAAUCGCGCCUCCCCAACUCGCCAAGCUUCGGAUUUCCACUCAGAAGGUGGGCAUCACGGUGUCAGAUUCUUGGUUCGCGAAGUUGUGGAAGCCUCCGGCAAAUCGUAAUUUUGUGCCCUGUGUCGCUCCCAGUUCAUCUUUUCUGCCUCCUUCUCAAUCGAGGGGCUACUUGCUAGUUCAUGCCAAUGGUGGGUUAAACCAAAUGCGAGCUGGGAUAUGCGACAUGGUAGCCGUUUCACGAUUGAUUAAUGCCACACUUGUUAUUCCUCAACUUGAUAAAAGAUCGUUUUGGCAAGAUUCUAGCAAUUUCUCUGACGUUUUUGAUGAAGAACAUUUCAUCCACACCUUGGCCGAUGAUGUCGAAGUUGUAAAGAAACUACCAAAAGAACUGAUGACAGCUGCAAAAGCAGUAAUACAUUUUCGAAGCUGGUCAGGACUAGAUUACUAUCAAGAUGAGAUAUCACACAUGUGGGAUAAAUAUCAGGUUAUCAAAGCUGCCAAGUCAGAUUCACGUCUUGCAAACAAUAACCUUCCUCCUGACAUUCAAAAACUUCGUUGCUGUGCUUUUUAUGAGGCUCUCAGAUUUGCUCCACGGAUUGAGGCACUAGGAAAAUUAUUGGUGGAGAGAAUGAGGUCUUACGGUCGAUAUAUUGCUUUGCACUUGCGUUAUGAAAAGGACAUGCUUGCUUUUAGUGGGUGCACGUAUGGCUUGUCUUCAGUUGAAUCUGAUGAAUUGGCAAGAAUUAGAGAGAACAUUUCAUAUUGGAAGGUUAAAGAAAUUGAUCCCCAAGAACAAAGGGCCAAAGGUAUGGUUGGAAUCUUUCUUUCUUCUCUUGGGUAUCCAUCGAAUACUCCAAUAUAUGUUGCAGCAGGGGCGAUAUAUGGAGGCGGCUCUCAUUUGUCUGAUCUAGAAUCUCGCUUUCCCAUUUUAUUAAGCAAGGAGAAAUUGGCAUCUGCAGAAGAGCUUGAACCUUUCAAAGAUUAUGCCUCACAAAUGGCCGCACUUGACUAUAUUGUAUCGGUGGAAAGCGACGUAUUUGUCCCCUCAUAUUUAGGGAAUAUGGCAAGGGCAGUUGAGGGUCACCGCCGCUUCCUUGGCCACAGGAAAAUAAUUAAUCCUAACAGAAAGGAUCUUGUUCAGCUGUUUGAUAAGAUCAAUCGAGGAUCUCUCAAAGAGGGGAAGAAGUUAUCAAAUAUUAUUGUAGAGAUUCAUAAGAGACGGCAAGGUUCUCCCCGCAAAAGGAAAGGUCCCAUUCCUGGCACGAGGGGUGUGGAAAGGUUUCAGUCCGAAGAAGCAUUCUAUGAGAACCCUCUGCCAGAUUGUUUGUGCCAGCAGGAACACGAAGAGUUCGAUAACUCACCUGUGCGUAGAUAAAUUGGUAUACACCGAAGCCCCGUAUAGAGCAUCUUGUCCUACACCUGAUGGCUUGGCAAAAGAUUGAUACCCUCCAGCUAACAUCCGAUGAGGUGUUGGAAUCUCGACAUGCUUGACCCUAUUAGCUAUAGUACAGACAACCCUAUUGUUGGGAUGAACCGAUGAAGUCGAUCUCUUGUUUUGCAGACUUAAAAGAGAAGCUGAUGAGAAGGAUUCGGAAAGCAACUACUGGAACAACUGCUGUAACAGCAUGCAUAAAGCAAGCAUAUUGGAAAGAAGAUGACUCAUAGCACUAGUUUUCAUGUUCCUAUAUAUAUACAAUUGAACAAAAAUCAGCAGGGGGUGUCUCAAAUCUGUACAUCAACCACAUGAUGAUCUUUCAUAUUUUAUUGAAAAAAUCAGUCAAAACUUGAUUCAAUUGUUCUAAGUAGUAAUUACUGAGAAAUCAAACCUUUGUAUUUGGUUUCUCGUCAAACGUUUAUUGUGAUUCUAUCUCUGGUUCA